AUGUUUACAGCAAGAGCUCUGAGACCAUCAGUGCCUAGCGUUCGUCAAGCUGCGAGCCCAUAUCGUGCCUCAAUCGAAGCUGCCAGAGCUCCCUUCAUCCGAACAAACAAAGUACAAGGCGGAUAUCGAGCUGGAGUAGCAGCACAACGAUUCGUGUCUGCGUAUGGCUAUACACAGGCAAAAGUACUCGUAUAUCCUAAAUAUGGCGAGCCAAAAGAUGUCUUACAACUACACAGACACUCUAUCGGCCCCCCAAGCGGCUCACAAGUCAACCUCCGCCUCCUAGCCUGCCCUCUCAACCCAGCAGACAUCAACCAAAUCCAAGGAGUCUAUCCUGCCAAACCCGCCUUCACCAACAUCCUAGGCACAGCCGAGCCUACCGCCAUCGGUGGCAACGAAGGCGCCUUCGAAGUGCUCUCCACAGGACCCCAAGUGCAAUCCCUCAAGAAGGGUGACUGGGUGGUCAUGAAACGCACAGGACAGGGUACAUGGCGCACACACGCCCAACUCGAAGAGGGCCAAUUAAUCAAAGUCGAUAAACAGGGACUCACACCUUUACAGGUUGGCACAGUGAGCGUCAACCCCGUUACAGCGUAUCGCAUGAUCAAGGAUUUCUGUGAUUGGGAUUGGAUGCGUAGUGGAGAGGAAUGGUUGAUUCAGAACGGAGCUAACAGCGGUGUUGGUCGUGCGGCUAUACAACUUGCUCGUGUAUGGGGGAUAAAGACAUUGAAUGUCAUUCGGCAGAGAGAGAAUCUGGAAGAGACCGAGGCACUCAAAAAGGAUUUGUUGAACUUGGGUGCAACUGCCGUUGUGACGGAAGCAGAGUUGUUAUCCAAGGAAUUCAGGGGCAUUGUCAAGCAACUCACGAAUGAUGGUAAACAACCUAUUCGUCUCGCGCUGAAUUGUGUGGGUGGUGAGAAUGCUUCCGCUAUGGCCAAGGUGCUGGCACCAGAUUCACAUUUGGUGACUUAUGGCGCCAUGUCUAGAAAACCAGUAGCCUUGCCGUCGGGACUGCUGAUUUUCAAGAAUUUGGUCUUUGAUGGGUUUUGGGUUAGUAGAUGGGGAGACAAGAAUUCGCAGGCAAAGGAGAAUACGAUUAAGGAUAUCUUUGAGUUGACGCGAGCGGGCAGGUUCAAGGAUAUUCCUGUGCAAGAAGUCAAAUGGACGUAUGACAAGGAGCCCCAGGAGCUUGUGGAUGCUGUUCAGGAUACGCUUUCUGGAUUCAGGAGUGGGAAGACGAUUUUUGUUUAUGAGGGUGAUGAUUGA
This is a messenger RNA of Talaromyces marneffei, 1266 nucleotides long. RefSeq lists its product as uncharacterized. The transcript has 2 exons. Bases 1 to 1266 code for a protein of 421 amino acids. NCBI's taxonomy places the organism in Eukaryota, Fungi, Ascomycota, Eurotiomycetes, Eurotiales, Trichocomaceae. Gene Ontology annotation, biological process: fatty acid metabolic process. The record is from RefSeq and is a predicted model, not a curated record. Gene Ontology annotation, molecular function: trans-2-enoyl-CoA reductase (NADPH) activity. Gene Ontology annotation, cellular component: mitochondrion.